UCAAUCUUGCUCAGUCAGUUGCAUGGCGCACAUAUUGGGCUUCGUGAUAAGGCGUCAUGUAUCUCUUAUGUCCUAUAAUCUGCUUGUUUUCCUUAAACUAUGGUAUAAGUGCUAUUUAUAUUAUAUUGGGUGUGUGAGAGUAAGGCAAACAGUCGAUCGGUAAACACGAGGAAAGGUACUAUUCCCUCAUUCCCUCAGAUAGAUUGACGCUACAAUAUGUGCUUUUCUGUCAAUGUUCAUUCGAAAGUUAUUAUAGUUUAUUUUUAGAGUAAGAUUUAAUUUGAUAGACAAAAACAUUUUUAGCAAACGUCGACAAAAAAACUAGUCGAGACAACCGCAUUUUGAGAUGACUGAAAUAUGACUACGGCUAAUAAGUAUUAUCGUCCAAAAGACAAAAAUUAAAAGGCCUGCCAAAAACAACAAUGACUAACAGUACCGCCCUGCGUUGCGUUGUUGUGUAUUGUGAACGCAAUACAAGCUCAUGGCUGUUAAAACAUACACAGCUGUAAUUUAGUAACGUUGACAAAAUUCCAUUUAUAAGUUGAGCUGCGAAGUAGCGAGUGAUCACUGUAAUCUUAAAGUUGAGCGCGAAAGCAAGUGAGCAAACAGAUUCUCGCGGGCUGGACCGGAGCUCGCGGCGAACAAGCCGAGCGUCUGAAAUGGACGGCUUCGGCUCUGCGAGCGGCGGCGCCCCGGGGCCUUGCGCCGUCGCUUCGGUGAAGGCGGCCGCGUUGCGGAGAGACGGGCGGCGGGCCCCGCGGCCCGGCAAUGAUGGGGGUGACGGUGAUCCUCAGUGGAGCGAGAGGCACCGUGCCCGAGACUGACAAAGUCAGAUGUGAGCAGACACCUCCGUCGACUUUGCCCGGGCUUGAUUUUACUGGGGAAAGACCGAGUGAGCUGAGGAAUGUGUCUGGCCGUUCUCGCUUUGUUUUUUUAAUUCUGGUCGCUCGGAUGUAGGUUUGCCGGACGCCAUUGUCAUGUCUCUCCAACUUGGGGCCUCUCACGCACAUCCUGGCGCUGAGCAAAGCUACCCAGAUACUAACAGAAGUAUUGAUUUUACCCCAAACUUCAAUUAACACUGGAAGUCCAGGGGUUUUUUUGGGUUAUAAAUACCAGAAAGGUGUCAAAAGACCCAGAUACCAAACUGACUACUGGGCUAAAGAAGCAAUCAAGCAUGCUACACCUCUGGAUUCACUCCCUAGGUGUGACGGCGGGGUUUCACUCUGGAUAGCUGCUUUUAGCAUCUUGAAUAUAAGGGGCAGUUUACAUGGUGACUCUGCAACACGAAGACACAAUGACUGAGUAGCAAAAUUGGCCUUGCGUGGGUGAAGACGGAAGGCAAAGACGCAAAUCUCCGAAUCCGUCCUCCAAAGUGGAACGAUUCCAUUCGUGGGGUCGCAGCGCAUUCAUAUGAAUGGAAACCCCCUUCGUUUCGAUGACAUAAGCACUCGCACAUGUCACAUUGGGCGUGCGCAGUGGUGCUAUUAAACAUUAAAAACGGCAAAUGGCGGAACGUCGGCUUUAAUUGACUGUUUUAAUGAUAUUUUUAAAUUGAAAUAUGUUGAAUGUUUCCAUUUUUUGUGCCUUUUGGAGCAAAAAAUGCCAUUGCUUGGAGUGGGCUGAGGAGCUUGGUGGGGUCAAAGUCCAUCAUGCACUGUCGCCAUGUAAAUCUGCACUGCCCUCUAGGGCCUGGCAUAAAUACUACAUCGUUUUCAUGCGGAAUUGUUCGAAUGGAGACGAAACCAUAUAAAUGCAAAUUUGAAAUUUUUCGUAUUCUCGGAGAGUCACCAUGGAAAUGGCCCCGAAGAGAGACGGGUGGACUUCUUGGUGGGUCUUGCAACGGAAUUGGUUCAUGAAAAAUUGCUUCGUCAGCAACCUCCAACACCUAGCCCCGGGAAAAGGGCGAAGUGUCAUAUGUCACCACAUAAAAAAAAUGUUCUGUUUUAGUUUUCAUUACACUGUCCCUUGUACAGUAGGCAAACUCAUGUAAAGAUGUAAAAAGGUUGUCCGCCCGAUUGCCUGCCUGAGCGGUCCACUCUCCGACAAGCAGCAACUGUUUUGUCCAACUGGACAAGCCUAUUUGGAAGGAGGAAAGAAAACAACCUCUAAAGGUGUUCAUUGCCUCAGACAACCAUCCAAUGGCACCUUUCUGUCUCCAUACAGUUUACACACACAUACAGUAUAUGUCAGACAUACUAUAAGUCCGACUACGGUUCGGCAUGAAGUUUAAAAACAAAAAAAAGAAAAGAAAACCUGACUAGUAUGUUCCAUUUGGUUUACACAGAUGAUAAAACUGAAAGAGUUGAAGAGACAAGUAAACACUUAAAAAGAAAAGUCACAUCCUGUCAGUAGUUUCGUCCAUUGUAAGGUGGCUUUUUUACCACAACCUGUCUUCUGGGCUUGAAAGUAACAAUAGGCCAGCUAGAAUAACACCAGUUUACCUUUCCCCCAUGAGCCAAGGCACCCCUGCCCUUCAUUGAAUGCAUAUGUAUUGUAUCAGACAUGUACCUGAAGGCAAGAGAGACGGGUGCACUUUUUGGUGGGUCUUGCAAAGGAAUUGGCUCACUCUCAUGUGGGCGCAAAGAAGGCGCAGAAGGAAAAAUUGCUUCGGCAACAACCUCCAACAUAUGUUGCCUGAUGUCACCACAUAAAUUUUUUGGGUUUUUUUUUAUUACGCCAUCCCUUGUAUAUAGUUUCUUUUAUUGUCUUUUUCACAUAUGUUUCUUUAUUGAAUGAAAAGCUUUUUCUGUGCAAAAAAAUGACUCGUGAUGUGCAUCAUUAGCCAUCCAGCAUCAGCACAUACAAGAAACAGUGCAACUAAAUAUUCAGAGAGAUUGAGACAGCUGUUCUUUCUCAAUGCUCAAAUGUCAGACAGUCCUCUGCAACAAAUCCCCAGCAAAAAAAAGUGAUAUCUUCCCAAUUUUGUCAAAUCGUGCUCAAUUCGAUCACAUUAGACAACCGUACUGAGCAGUUACCAAACACUAAAACUAGGGCUGUCAAAAUUAUCGCGUUAACAGGCGGUAAUUAAUUUUUUAAAUUAAUCACGUUAAAAUAUUUGACGCAAUUAACGCAACUGCCCCGCUCAGACAGAUUUAAAUGACAGUACAGUCAAAUGCCCACUUGUUAAUUGUGUUUUAUGGAGUUUUGCCGCUCUCUGCUGGCGCUUGGGUGCGACUGAUUUUAUAGGCUUCAGCACCCAUGAGCAUUGUGUAAGUAAUUAUUGACAUCAACAAUGGCGAGCUACUAGUUUAUUUUUUUUAUUGAAAAUUUUACAAAUUUUAUUAAAACGAAAACAUUAAGAGGGGUUUUAAUAUAACAUUUCUAUAACUUAUAACAUUUAUCUUUUAAGAACUACAAGUCUUUCUAUCCAUGGAUCGCUUUAACAGAAUGUUAAUAAUGUUAAUGCUAUCUUGAUUUAUUGUUAUAAUAAACAAAUACAGUCCUUAUGUACCGUAUGUUAAAUGUAUAUAUCCAUCUUGUGUCUUUCCAUUCCAACAAUAAUUUACAGAAAAAUAUGGCAUAUUUUAUAGAUGGUUUAAAUUGCGAUGAAUUGUGAUUAAUUACGAUUAAUUAAUUGUUAAGCUGUAAUUAACUCGAUUAAAAUUUUUAAUCGUUCGACAGCCCUAACUAAAACAUACAGUAAAAAGGUUGUCCGCCCGAUCGCCUGCCUGAGCGGUCCACUGUCCGACAAAGCCAAGGCAGCCCUGCCCUGCAAACACUCAAGAUGCUAAUUGGAGCAAUCCAGCCCUGUGGUUUAAUGUGAAUGGGAAUAACUAAUGAGGACCUCAAUGCUCACAAAAGAUAUGCUAAUUAGGGUCAGAUGAUCCUUCUCUGGUUGCAAAAGUGAUUUCUAUCAACGGAUCCACCCUUGGUAGUUCUAGUGUUAAAAUGACCUAUUAGCAUUUUUUGAAAACCCUUUAUUUUUUGCUAUUUAAAAAAUGUUUUUUCAGUUUUUGCAUUUUCUGAUUGCUUUUUUUUUUUUUUCAUAGUUUUUUCAUUUUUUGCAUUUUAUGUUUCGCAGCUCAUUCGCCCCUCCCAGACUAAACGGAUUAGCACCGUCAAUGGCAGCCAUGGUCUUAUCUUCAAAUGAGUUGCAUGCAUGCACGUAGGUUGAUAAAAGUAUUCAUACUUAAUUGCCUUUGAUACGAAAUGGAAUAUGAAAAGUGUAAUAAUGGACAAAACAAAAGGUUUUCUUUCCUCUUUGACAGGCAAGCCAACCCCUGGUGACCACACAAGAAAAGUACAAAAUAUAUUUUGCAGGCUACUUGAAGCCAAUUGCACAUCAAUUAUCCUGUCAAGGUGACGGAGAAAUAUAAUUUACGAGCUCCCCGGCAGAUUUUUAUUUCUUUUUUUUUAUUGUUGUUGCGCUAAUACGCCUCCACGUGAAGCGGCAGUCUUUUCAUAUACUGCUGCUUCACCAGGGGAAUAAGUACAGUAUAUUUGGUGACCUCUGAGGACACGGUGUCAAUUAUUAUAGGCCCUGGCUCUGUGCUGGACUUCAUUCCCUUAUCAAAAUAAAUGGUUAGGGCAGCAGAACAUGAAAGGCUUUAAACUGCCCGUUGUUUUUGACAAAAGAGCACAAAUACAUCAGGAAAAGGUAAAAGUGGCACAUUAGCAAAUUGUUACUUUUUGUCCACGAGUAAAUAUAAUUACCGUAUUUUCCGCAUUAUAAGUCGCCCCUUCACUGAAUGGCCUAUUUGGAAAAAAAAAAAAAAAAUCAUAUGUUUGGCGCACCACAUUAUAAGGUGAGGAGCGUAGCGAUCUAAUGUUUUGAUCUAGGUUUUGUGUUUUCUCCUAGUGUGACUUGUCCCUGUGAUUGACCAUUGAUUUCACCUGUCGUGCCUGCUCCGACUGUAUCCUCCAAUCUGAAUCCUCCUGUGUCACCCACCUUUUCCUCGUUGACUCGUUACCCUGUGUCUAUAUAAGCGCCCCGUUUUUGUCGAGUCUUGUCAUGACAUCGUCAAUGUGCAUGUCCACGUUCAUGUCAGCGUUUUUUUCCUAGUUCCUCGUCCUGCUUUGAAAAUUUCCAUGAAAUCAUCGAAAGGCGGGAAAAUGCCGAAGAUUAAUGCGAGCGGUCGACGCCACGUAACAGACGAGCAGAGCGGAAUCAUCGCCGGCGCGGGAGCGGUCGCCAAUCUCGACGUGUCAUCACAUCGCUUAAUUUCACACUUGACUUGAGACUUUGUGGUGGAACGCGGUAGCCAUAUUGCCGCGUCCGCUCCAAUCACACUCACGGGGAAUAUGAAGUGGCUGCGUCUGAAUGGAAAUGCAAAAUAGACCCUGAAGACACUCCAUCUGCCUCCUGAGUCCACAUUGUCAGUCGCCCGGAUGUAGCGCAGUUGUUCUGGAGGAGGAAUGGAUCCAGUUUUCCAGAGAAAAAAAAGCUGAAUUGGAAAUGGCCUGGAGAUGGAUCGUGUCAUUACCAAUUCCUGACGAUCCGCCGGAGCUGCUGCCGAUUGUGCGGAGGCUGGAGGCCAGGCGGGGGAACGACGACAGUUGGGGGAUAUCACAAUCAAUCGCCUUCCUAAUCCUGCUCGACGCCAGACCAACACUUUCGGCAUCCCCGUCAGUCACGUCCAGCGUUCAGGACAAUGGCGAACCUGAACCAGGUCAGACUCCUCAGAGGCCGCAGGACAACAUCCGGCAUUUGAAGAUGAUUGAGUACCUGCCCGCGUGGUGCUUGAAUGCUUGGCAGCCAUCCCGGAGCCGGAGGCGACUAUCGCUCAUCUCCAGCAAGGUGGAGGAAAGCGGGUGCGCUUCCCAAGCUGGCGUACGGGAAGGGGACAGGUUGGUGGCGUUGAAUGGAGAGCCGUGUGCCGGCGUGGCUCUUUCACAGGCUCAAGCCAUAGUGGACGCGACGAGCGGGUGUCUACGCUUGCUUAUCAAGAGACGGAGAGGUGCGAAGGAGCCUUCAAAGAUGAGGGAGCUCUACAUAUCCGAGUCCCAAGAUGAAGUGUCCGACGGAGAUCUGCAUCGGGACAGCAGUGGAGAGACUCCCUCGCCGUCCCUUUCCCAGAUAACCUUGGACAACAUGGUAGCAUCUCCGCACUUGACUCGAAAGCCCCUCAGCCAGCACGGGGUGGUGCAAGGGAGGGCGCCAGCAGCAUCGGCAUCACCUGGGAGGGGCAUCCUGAGCGGUGGAGUGGGAGGCCCCGGGGUGAGCGCCGGAUCCCCAGGAGCGGGAGGAGGGCCCUGUGAGCUUCCCGGCUCUUUUAGUCUCUCUUUCCAAAUCUCCUCAGACGACGGAACGCCCGUCGAGGAGCAGGAUUCCGAUUCCGAUCCGGAGAAACCCAACAAACACCGAGCGAGGCACGCCAGGCUCAGGCGCAGCGAGAGUCUGUCCGAGAAGCAGGUGAAGGAGGCCAAGUCCAAAUGUAAGCGGAUCGCGCUUCUUCUUAGCGCCGCGCAGCCCAACCCCAACAACAAGGGCCUGUUGAUGUUCAAGAAGCACCGUCAGAGAGCCAAGAAGUACACCCUCGUGAGCUACGGUACCGGCGAGGACGAGCGAGAAGACAGCACCGAAGAGGACGAAGAAGACUCGCGGAAGGGAAUCCGCGUGGUCGAAUUCACGCUCGAGGAUCGAGACGAGUCGGAUUUAGAGAAGCGCUUCCUCGCGAAUGCCCGCGGCGGCAAAAGCGUGCUGACCAUCUGCCUGGAUAAAAGUCUCCUCGACGGCGAGCGGAAUCAAACGCGGAUGGAGUGUUUGCCCGAAACCAAGGGCAAAGGCGCCCUCAUGUUCGCCCAGAGGCGUCAGCGAAUGGACGAGAUUGCGGCCGAGCACGAAGAGCUUCGGCGUCAAGGGAUGCCCGUGGAAGGGGCGAAAGCGGAACCGGAUCAAGCGUACAUGGAUGUGAAUGUUCACCAGCAGCAGCAGUACCAGCAAUACCAGGAACAGCAGUACUAUGAGCAACAACAACAGCAGCAGCAAUUCCAGCAGCAACAGCAAUACCAACAAUAUCAGCAGCAGUAUGAGCAACAGCAAAUGCAUCAGCAAGAUCAGCAUCUUCACUUUUCCGGGGAUGGUUCAGUGCAACCGCAAAGCCACGAGGCGCGGAGCUCUUUAAGCAAUCGCACCGCAAAGCCCUUUCCGGUACAAAACGUGGCAGCGACCCCUUACUCUCCUGCAAUGAGUGGGACUAAUCAAUAUUCUGUGGGCCAAGGAGAGCAGAUCGCCUCUCGUGACGAGCGCAUUUCCACGCCUGCAAUCAGGUCGGGGAUCCUGGAUUUAAAGAGGAGAAAUGUCGCCAAGCCCAUGUUCACGUUCAAAGAGACACCAAAGAUGUCACCUAAUCCAGAGUUGCUGAACCUCGUUAACAUGAGUAACAAGAAGAUUGGUUUUGAGUCAGGACCCGAGGAAGACUACCUCAGCCUAGGGGCUGAGGCUUGUAAUUUCCUCCUGUCCUCACGCUCGAAACACAAAAAUCCUCCGCCGGUGGCCCCGAAGCCUGUGAUUGAUCCCAGCGCUGCCCCUUGGUCUCCGCAGAUGGAAGUAACCAAUCAGGGCAUGCCUCAGCAUUCUGAAAAUAGUGCAUCCACACCUGCUGUAGCCCCCGCCGCAAAGACCACCCUUUCAAAUGACCGAGAGCCAACCUCUACUGUGCAUGUCUCUGGGCCAUCUCCCCCUCAAGCCCAACUGGAAGCCCCUGCACACGCCGCUGUGCAACAACAGACGUGGCCACCGGUAAGCCAACAACAAGUGGGCAUCCAAGAGGGAAACUGUAACGUAAGAUCUUCCCCCUUGCCCGAGACCGGUACUGAAAGAAUUUGGGAUUCCGUACAAGUAACCCCGCAGCAAUCGACAAUUUCCUGUUAUCCGGCUCAAGUACAGCCCCAUGAGCCACCCUUGAGUCAGUCCUCUCUCCAGCCACAAUGGACAACGCCUCAACCCACUCACAGUCAAGUGCAGUCCCAGACCGCUGCCAAUACAUGGACACCCCAAAUUCAGGCAUCAUGGAAUCAGGCAGAGCAAGCACCGUCACACGCCCAGCCAUCCUGGUGUCAGCCUCAAGAAUUACCACAGUCCCAAACAGAACCAAACUGGACACACGCUUCUGAACCGCAAGCGCAGCAAAUUCAGCCAGCCUGGGGUCGCCCACAAGAACCGAUGCUGCAGCAGCAGGUUUCCUGGGCCCAGGCUCCACCAGUAGACUCUCAACCAACAUGGGCUCAACAUGAAUCCCAAGCUCAGGCUCCUUGUGUUCAGCCAGAAUUUCAGCAACAGCCAUCAUGGGGUCAAAUUGCAGAGGCAAAAUCUUGGCCGCAGGCCCAAGCACCAGAUCAACAAUGGGCUUCGGCUCAGCCCCAAGCACAUCCUCCAAUAAUUACCUGGCCUCCACCUCCACCCACUUGGACCGAAACAGCCCAAGCACAACCACACGUGCAGCCUCCAGCCGGUUUGAACGCUUGGGCACCUGUUCCCGCUCAGCCGCAGCCGCAACCAUCUUGGACCCAGCAGCCCGCAGAACAGGUCCAGGGUCCCUCCAAUUCCUGGGAGGGCGAGCAAGGUCCGCCCCAACAUCAGGCAACCUGGGUCCAGUCUGAUCGUCCUCAGCCACAGCCGUCCUGGCAACAAGCACCCUUAAAAACCGUGCAGCAGCCUGCGAUGAACGCAUGGUCGCAGGCUCAAACCCCUCCCACUACCUGGACACCGCAGUCCCAACAAACCUCUGGGGCCAACACUCCACCUUUGCCCAAGCCUUGGAAUACCCAACAAAAGCGCGGCCCACAGCGAGUAAAAGCUUUCACCUCUGGUCACAAUGUUUCAUUCCCCGUCAACCCCUUGGCCACCGUCCUGAACCCGUCAUCCUCCGGUUCGGCUUACGAGAUGCCUGCCGUCCGAGGGAAAGGCGCCGACAUGUUUGCCAAAAGGCAAUCUCGCAUGGAGAAGUACGUGGUGGACUCUGAGACCGUGCAGGCUAACAUGGCGGGUCGAUCCACGUCGCCGGCUGCUUCCUUACCAAGCGAGUGGAAGUACACCCCCAACGUACGUGCUCCGCCCUCACGUGGUUUCAAUCCCAUCCAGUCCCCCUCCUAUCCGCCGGGUGCGUCCAAGCAGCCUCCUUCUAGCGCCCCGGAGUCAAAAGCUAAGAAAAAAGGCAAACAAGGACCUCCCCCAAAACCGCUUGACGUUGUUGACGUCAUGAAGCAUCAACCCUACCAACUUAGCGCCUCCCUUUUUACAUACGGGCCUGCAGCAGAAACUGCAAAAGAGUCUUCUCCUAAGCCCAGCUGUUCACCCCAGAACCAGCAACCGGUUCAGUCAGCUGGAACAUUUAGCACUUCGUACCCCGAGCAGCCUAAUGAUGGCAACUAUCAGCCAAGUCCUAACGCUUAUCCCCAGCAACCUUCAGGUGGUCCUUACUGGCAACCACAUAAUAAACAACCCCCUCAAUUGCCUAGUCCCCAGUACCCACCACCGCAAGUCCCUUACGAAGCAGCUGCUAGUCCCCCUUACCUUUCACCUAGCUUAGCCUUCCAGCAGCCAACUCACGCAAAUGUAGCUCCUAGCUAUCCCGUCGCUUCACCGCCUGGCUCUACGACCAGCGGCAACGCUGGCGCGGCGCCAAAACCAAAGUUUAUGGCUAAAAAAAGCUCUGCUCAGGUGUGGAAGCCCACUGUCCCUGAGAAGGAGUAAUUCUUGCUCCCCGUUGUCUGUGUUUAUUUUAAUGUCAUAGAAACGAUUCAUUUUUCAGCUAACUCAAGAAGAGUUGCUUUAAAAAUGAGCCGUUUUUACAUUGACUACACAGUAACUUUGUCAAAUCACCACUUUGAAAUCAAAGUUUGAAAACUUGCGAAUCUCGUUUGCCCUCAAGCAAAUUUAUUUAAAGCUUCAUUUUCCUUUUUUUUUUGUCAGCUGUUGCAUCACGCUAGCUGUUAUAUUUAACUGAGGUGCGCGCAUAGCCGGCUUGAAUUUCAACAUGAGCCACUAUGACCCAGAUUCAUAUCUAAUAUACAGUAUAUAUUCCAACAAUACUGUUAUAUGAAUUCAAUUGUGUUGCAUUUAUUUAUAUUUGCUUGUUAGCUGCUAUAUUUUUCAUGUGCCACGUUUUUUUCCCUUUUUGUGUUUUCUUCUUGACACAGCGCACUUUCUGUACUAUUCACUGCAGUGCCAUUAAAACAAACUCUUAUCCUUCUUUGGCUUUCUUUUUUUUACUCUGUUUUGCAUGCCUUUUGUGUUUCUUCUUUCCUAUGUUGAAAAUACAACACAAUUUACUUCAUGAACUAUAGAAUGAGAAGUCGAACCAUGUACAAAUGAAGUCUAAUCGAAUCAAAAAACUUAGGGUACACAUAACAGUACUGUAUUUCUUUCCAUGCUUCUUCUUGCACUUCCCUUUUUCACCACACGGGUGCAGAAUUUAGUCAGAAAAUUAGAUAUGCAAGAAACGUGUCUGGUCUGUUUCCCUUCUAGGUGGCUGGCAGGAGUUACUCUCUGUCGCCUCCAGGUAGAGCGCCCUCCACAGGCCAUCAGUCGCCCGCUUCCUCCGGGAGACACCCCGCGUCCAGGCAGACGUACUGCCAGGAGAAAGCCCCCAAAGCCAUCACGCCCUGGGAGGCGGCGUC
Corythoichthys intestinalis (scribbled pipefish) is the source of this 10560-nucleotide messenger RNA. Its product is annotated as synaptopodin-2. Gene Ontology annotation, molecular function: actin binding. Gene Ontology annotation, biological process: positive regulation of actin filament bundle assembly. The record is from RefSeq and is a predicted model, not a curated record. Gene Ontology annotation, cellular component: actin cytoskeleton; nucleus; Z disc. The coding region runs from base 5396 to 9634 and encodes 1412 amino acids. The transcript has 10 exons. Lineage: Eukaryota; Metazoa; Chordata; Actinopteri; Syngnathiformes; Syngnathidae.